Molecule: messenger RNA, 5769 nt
Organism: Malurus melanocephalus (red-backed fairy wren)
Lineage: Eukaryota; Metazoa; Chordata; Aves; Passeriformes; Maluridae
Gene: PITPNM3
Product: PITPNM family member 3
Exons: 19
Coding region: 163-3030 (955 amino acids)
Biological process (GO): phospholipid transport
Cellular component (GO): cytoplasm
Molecular function (GO): phosphatidylcholine intramembrane carrier activity; phosphatidylinositol transfer activity; metal ion binding
Source: RefSeq, a predicted model, not a curated record
GUUGUCGUCUCCCGGUCGCGUCUCUCAGCGCCGCAGGCGAGGGGGCGGCGCGGGGCCUCUGCCCAAAGCCCAUGGGGCGCCGGAGAGCGGGGUGCUGGAGCGCCCGGCGGGCCACGACCUGACACGCUGAGGACGCCUUGGCUGCGAGCGGGCAGCCCUGAAAUGGCGAAAGCUCCACUCCCCGCUGGCACGUGCCGAUUUGGUGGUGCUCAGCGGCACAUGCAGAAUGUCCUCAGAGACUCCGUCGAGAGCUCCGAUGAUGAAUUCUUUGAUGCACGAGAAGAGAUGGUGGAAGGAAAGAGUGCUAUUCUCAUAGGCAUGAGCCAGUGGAACUCAAAUGACCUUGUUGAGCAGAUAGAAACAAUUGGGAAGCUUGAAGAACAAGGUGAAUUAUAUAGAGCCUCUUUAAGAAAACAAAGGUUCCCUGCACAAGGCAGUAUUGAAAUACAUGAGGACAAUGAGGAAGGAGUUCAACACCAGAUCUGCAAAACUCAUGUAUUAAUUUUGAUUCUACACGGGGGGAACAUAUUAGACACUGGAGGUGGAGACCACAGCACCAAGCUGGCRGACAUCAACACCUUCAGUUCCGUGUUUGAGAAGGUGACCCGAGCCCAUUUCCCUGCCUCUUUGGGCCACAUCUUAAUGAGACUUGUUCCCUGCCCAGCAAUCUGUUCAGCAGCUUUCUCCCUUGUUUCCAGCCUAAAUCCCUACAGCUAUGAUGAGAGCUGUCUGAGCAGCAGUGAAGACCACAUCCCCCUGGCUGCCUUGCCUUUGCUGGCUGUUUCAUCUCCUCAGUACCAGGAUGCAGUUGCCAUGGUGAUCAGUAGAGCCAAUCAGGUUUACAAUGAGUUUCUCAAAUCUACUGAUGGGGCUGGUUUUAAUGGACAGGUAUGUCUCAUAGGUGACUGCAUUGGAGGAAUUUUGGGCUUUGAUGCMAUCUGCUAUAAUUCUAAUACAGCUUACGAGAGUCGGAACAGUAGCAGGAGAGGAAGCAUCAGCAGCAUCCAGGAUAAUCCACUCCUAGCAGAGGACUCCAAUCUGUGUGAUGACAAACACCUGAGCAAAAGCAAUACUGACAUCUCAGGAAUGAUGGAGGAUGAGAAGCAAAGGCAGCCGCUGCCUCGGAAAGGGAGUGACUCUUCCACGUUUGACUGUGACACUAUAACACAGCACCAUGCUUUCCUCUCUAGCAUCCACUCAAGUGUGUUGAAAGAUGGUCCAGACCUUCCGCCAGUGGAUUCCACUCUCUCAGAAGUAAAUCUGGGCCGUUUUGAAUUUGAGGUGUCUGAUUUCUUCCUUUUUGGAUCACCUCUUGGUUUGGUGCUGGCCAUGAGGAGCACUGUUCUGCCUGGCCUGGAUGUWUGCCAGGUCCGACCAGCCUGCAGCCAAGUGUACAGUUUCUUUCACUCUGCUGACCCCUCUGCAUGCAGACUUGAACCAUUGUUGGAGAAAAGAUUCCAUCUCCUUCCUCCAUUCAGUGUCCCACGGUACCAGAGAUACCCACUCGGGGAUGGAAGAUCUCACCAGUUAGGUGAUGCUCUCCACAAUCACAGUGGUCUGUUCCUUGAGAAUAGCUCUUUGAACAUACCUUUCUCUCAGGAGAGUCCUGGAUCUCCAAAUGCAUCUGAUCGACCGCAAGGGAAAGCAAGAAAGUUGAGCUUGGGCAGCACAAMCAGUGAAAACUCUGGGUCAACUGAAAGCUUGUCAUCAGCAUGCCUCACCAACAUUACUGCAAAGUGGUGGGGAACAAAACGAAUAGAUUAUGCCUUGUAUUGUCCAGAUGUGCUGACAGCCUUUCCAACGGUGGCCCUGCCACAUCUCUUUCAUGCUAGCUACUGGGAAUCAACAGAUGUUGUGGCCUUCAUUUUAAGACAGGUGAUGAGGUAUGAAAAUGUAAAUUUUAAGGAAAAUGACAACCUGGACCCAGAAACGCUAAGUCCAUCCAAUCCGCGAGAAAAAUGGCUACGCAAAAGGACACAUGUCAAAUUGAGAAAUGUGACUGCUAAUCACCGAGCUAAUGAUGUCAUUGCAGCAGAAGAUGGUCCUCAGGUUCUAGUUGGGCGCUUUAUGUAUGGACCUCUGGACAUGGUGGCUUUAACAGGUGAAAAGGUGGAUAUCUUUGUAAUGACUGAGCCAUCCUCGGGUAGGUGGGUGUAUUUUGACACAGAGAUAUCCAACAGCAGUGGACGAAUAUCCUACAACAUACCUGAACAGAAGAAACUGAGAGUUGGUGUGUAUCCCAUCAAAAUGGUGGUCAGAGGGGACCAGAGCAGUGCUGCCAGUUACCUGACUGUACUUCCCCGAGGAAUGGAAUGCGUUGUGUUCAGCAUUGACGGUUCCUUUGCAGCAAGUGUUUCAAUUAUGGGAAGUGACCCCAAAGUCCGAGCAGGGGCCGUUGAUGUUGUCAGGCAUUGGCAGGACCUGGGAUAUCUGAUUAUCUAUAUCACCGGCCGUCCAGAUAUGCAAAAACAGCGUGUGGUUUCAUGGUUGUCCCAACACAACUUCCCACAAGGGAUGAUCUUCUUCUCAGAUGGACUUGUUCAUGACCCACUGCGACAAAAGACCAUUUUUCUCCGGAAUCUCAUGCAAGAGUGCCACAUCAAAAUCUGUGCCGCGUAUGGUUCCAUGAAGGAUAUUUCUGUGUACAGUGUCUUGGCUCUGUCGCCAUCCCAGAUCUACAUAGUUGGACGACCCACUAAGAAGUACCAGGCACAGUGCCAAUUCCUCAGUGAAGGCUAUGCAGCCCACUUGGCCUCUCUGGAGUUCAGUCUCCAUUCACGAUCCAAAAAGAACAACUCUCGGAUGAUCUUGAGGAAAGGCAGCUUUGGCCUCCACUCCCARCCUGAGUUUUUGCGCAAGAGAAACCAUCUCCGCAGGACUAUGUCCGUACAGCAACCUGACCCUCCUUCUCUGAACCCCAAGCCAGAGCGUGCUCAGAGCCAACCUGAAUCAGACAAAGAUCAUGACAGGCAUUUGCCCUCCGUUGCUUGGGUUCGAGGUGGAGUUCACAAAUUUGAAUCUGUUCCCUAGGAGGAUUGGGAAUGUAGAUCUCGGGUGCACCCCAUUAAAUUUGUAGGCACGCCUCAACGAUAGUAUUUAGGCAGCUCCAAACUAUGGGAAGUAGAUGGGAACCUGUACCGUGGAGUCUUCCCUGUUCCAACAUCUGCCUUCUUACACCAAGUGGGGCACUUCCAGUCUCUUCCUCUUGUCAUAUUUAUUGGAAAAGUUUGAAACAAUCUAAAACUAACGCAAGUUUGUCAUCACAGCAACAGGAAAUAUUUCUGGUUAUUUUUUUAGAACAGAUAUAAUACGUGCAAUAAGAGGAAAAGUUAUUAGUUUUACUCAGAAGUAUUAUGGUAUCAGCUACCUAGGUGCACCCAAAACAGUAUAAAUGGUAGGUUACAGAGGUUUACACUACAGACAUUAAAUAAUCUGUUUCCACGUCACAUUUCAAUAAAACUAUAAAGGGAGGCAGCAGUGGGAACUACAAUAACAGGUGGUUAGAAUUUGAAUAACAAGAUGCUUUUUGGGUGCCUUGAACCCAAGAUUUCCUUUCAGCCUACAGUGUUAGUCAGCAGACUCUAACGCAGAGUCUGAUGACCUCAUGUUUGUGAGGUGCUGGGCAAAUAAACGAGAGAACUUCACUUGUGAACCAAACAUACAAACUUCAUGUUAAAAAUAAAUGUGUUUGCUGCAGUUUGAACACAGUUAGUGUUGUUGUAAACAAAGUAGUGUGCAACUGUACAAAGAUCACAUUGUUUGUGGACCUUGUUGACUGCAAAAAUGUGUGGACUACUCCAAAGACAAUGGUUCUUAUCUUCUCAGUCCGAGAGUCAGAUCCUAAGAAGGCAAGUUAAAGGGAACCAUUUUACUAAGGGAUCUACAAACUUCACAGCAAUUACUUUUUUAAUUAUUCUAACUAGAAUCUUUACACAGGAAGAAAAAAAAAAAGGUAAUGAAGUAAAUUGGUAAAUUGUUUACCUUCUCAUGAUUUACAGCAACUGCUGUGUUAAGACAAUCUGUAGCAUUCAGAAUUACAGCAUUUGAGCUUCAAAGAGCAGACAUGCAAAAUUACAGGUGCCAAAUAGACUUUUUUCUACUGAAUGAAAUUUCUCUCUGAUCUCUCAAUGGACUUACUAGAAAUAAAAUGUGGGUCAUUUUCCCUAAGUAGUAAUAUUUCUAAAGUGUUAUAUAGUAGCAGYUUGCAGAUUCUUCAUGCAGAUACUUCUCAGAGAGAAACUCAUCAAGAUAACUGCAAUGACUGAACUAAUGCAUGUUUUAAAACCUGCARUGAAGUUACAAGUGCACAUAAAAACCCCAGUUUUUAGAAUUAAAACAGACUGCUGACACUGGGAAAGCUUGAAGUCAAUAGGGUAUUUCUUUUUCAGGUUUGUGGUUUGUCUUUUAUUUCAGGGAAUUGAGGUGGAGAUGGUGUUGUGCCUCUCCACCACCCUUUCAGGUUUUGCUAGACCAGAAACAGUCUCUCAACAAGUUGGUUAAUAAUUUUGAAAGUUAAUGUGUAAACCAAAAAAUGCAAUAGAAAACUAAGACAAUGCAGAAGUAAACCUAAGUCUAUACUCCCUGUUAAUCCCAAAAUUUCAGUGUGCUUUUGGAAAGGCAUAGGAGUGUAGCUUUUGGCUUAAGAGACAGCAAAAUAGCUUGUAAGUGGAGAUCUUUGGUUUAUGUUUUCAGACAUUACUUGAAAAGAUUGUCAGUUAUCUAUUUCAAAUUUCUUGAAAUAUCUCUGGCACAUYAGUAUUUUUUUUUUAAUAACACUUUCUUCAAGGGAAGGGGAAUCUCUGCUGACGGUUAAGGAAAGAUGUAAAACAUUGGGUAGCAAACACUUAUUUUGGGCAGGUAAAUACAUUACAAGGGGCUAGAGUUUUAUGCUCUGUUUCCGAGUCAGCCAGCUACAAAAGCUAAAUGGAAGGCAGUUCGCAAACUACAUUGAAGCAGUCCUCACAUUUACAAAUCCUUUCCCAGUAGUAUCAUAGUUCUUGAACCCAUGAUAUUGGAAGAAUUAUUCUGUGUUCUGUCUUGGCACCCUGCRUGUAUUAAUUCUAAUCACUUAGAAUGAUUCUUCUCCUGCGCUCUGCACUAAGAGGAGGUCGCACGGGUGCACCAGACUCCAUCUCUUUCCAGUGAGUUUACUGUUAGCACGCUUGGUAGUUUUAAGUAGGCAUGGGAAUCCAAGGCUCGUGCGAGAGGAACUCGCUAGGAGAAUUGUAAGUUUGCUGAGAAGUCUAAAAUACUGACACAUCAAAAAGUUUUUUUUAAGCACUGGAUAUUGUGUAGCAUGUCUCCUGACAGUAAUCGCUAUUCCUGUUCAAAGCUACUGUUGCUUUAGCCAUCUACCUCGAUCAUCCAAAAGACUUGAAAACCUGUUUUUGUUUUAAGUUGCUGUAGUAGAAAGGUCUGCUUCCUUUCAAAACACGGAUCUGUGUGUAAUUCUGUGACUGUAUUGAAGGAAAUAGUGUCUGAGUACAAGGUUAGAAAAAUCUCAUAAGUUAUAAAGGGCUGUCUUCUACUCUUGGAGACAUAGUCUCAUUUUGCAGGAUACCACGUCAUGAAAACUCUGAUUUUGUGUAUUUCUAUUAACAGCUGGGUCACCUUUGCAGUAGUCACUGUUCUGGCUUCCCUUAAGAAUAUAAGGAACUAAUAGCAGUAAAAUGCACAUGCAUGCGCGUGUGUGUGUGUGUGUUAGACUAGAAACACUUUCAGUCUUUACACAUGGGAUUGAAAUCAAGCUGAAGAAAUUCUCCCUAAUUU